Acanthaster planci (crown-of-thorns starfish) is the source of this 2277-nucleotide messenger RNA. Its product is annotated as intermembrane lipid transfer protein VPS13B-like. NCBI's taxonomy places the organism in Eukaryota, Metazoa, Echinodermata, Asteroidea, Valvatida, Acanthasteridae. The record is from RefSeq and is a predicted model, not a curated record.
AUGCUUGAGUCAUACAUCUCUCCCUUUCUCCUUGGCUAUGUGGAUAAGUACAUCAAGAAUCUUAAGCCGGAGGACCUCCAGCUGUCUCUUUGGGGUGGUGACCUGGUGCUGAAUAAACUGGAUCUACGACUUGAGGUCUUGGAGCAAGAGCUUAACCUCCCUUUGACGUUUGUCAGCGGACACAUCCACGAGUUACGCAUUCAUGUGCCAUGGACUCGGUUGGGCUAUGAACCUGUUGUCAUCACAAUUAACACAAUCGAAUGUGCGGUAAAACUUCGCGAUGCAGGUUACGAUGAGCAUGACAGCACCUCCUCAAAAUCAAGCCUGGUGAGUAAGACGGAGGCUGCAAGUAAGGCAAAGCAGAAGUACGAGAAACAGGAUCGAGAUUUACCUCCUGGUUAUGUGCAGUCUCUGAUGAACAGGGUCAUUAAUAACGUAACGCUGGUCGUCAAAAACCUGGUUUUGAAGUAUGUCGAGGAUGACAUCGUCCUGUCAGUGAAUGUCAAGUCUGCCGAGUCUUUUGCCGUCAACACCGACUGGCAGUCAGCCUUCACCGAGCUGAGCCUACCAGAACUGGUACUGAGAAGAGUGUGUGAGUUUUCCGACAUUACAGUCUGCUUGGAUAAGAGGAAUGCCAGCGGAAAGAUUGAGAUUUACCAGGAGCCGAUGGUGUAUCGAUGUGCUGUGUCGCUGCGCAUGCUUAUGACGUACGCCAGCCUGAAUGCUAAGAGACCGUCUGUCAUCAAGAUGAAUGUUUACUGUGAGGAGCUGGACAUGUCUGUGUCAGACACACAGCUGCCGAUGUUCCUUCGACUACUCCAGCUACUCCUAGCAUUGUAUUACGGGACACUGGAUCAAGGGAGCAAGUCGGGAGAGUCAGGGGACCAGACCGCAACAGAGGAGGUUGUCAAAAGAGACACAAAAACAGACUCUUCCCAGGCCGAAGAUUCCAGCUCUGAGGGUUGGGCAUCAUGGGCAUGGUCCUACGUCCCAGAUCUCUUGUACUAUGAGGAGGAGGAAGAUGGAAUGAGUGGAUCCAAACGGAGAGAAAAACGGCCCGACCCAAUACUGGCUGUCGGUCUGUAUUGCAACAGAGGGCGUAUCACCUUCAAGCUGACCAGAGAAAUCUCGAGAGACCAUCCGGUCUACUCCACCCCCUCUGCCAAGUUGGAAACCUACCCACUACUCAAGAUGGAACUGAACGGAUCAGCCAUUGAAGUGUUAAUGAAGGGGGAGGAAUUCUUUGUACAUCAGAUGGGUUUCAGUUAUAUCACCGCAUCGGUGAUGGGGGACUGUGUGUGUGGGAUGGUCGCUGAUGAAGAUGACCAAAGAAUGCUUGACCAGGGUCCUCUCUUCUUACACUGCGGCUCUCCUGACUACAACCAGAAGCAAACAAACUACCUCACCAACUCCCUGUUUGACGGGAACUGUCCAGAGAACAGACAGCAGAGGGCAUCCUUCAUUCUGGACUGGGACACUCACCAGGAUACGUUCAGUGAGGCAUUAGCCACGCAGAGGUUUGGUGCGGUCUGGACAGACUACCUCUUUGUAGCUGAGCUGACGGGGAACAAAAACGAGGUUGUAGAUGAAAAUCGACCUUCAGCCACUCCAGAGCAGGUCACAACUCUUGAAGAGUGGGUUCCCUCCCGAAUGACCCAUCUGACCCUACUCAACCUACAGAUACUGUUCCCAUCAGCUCAACAUCCUUACUAUAGCUCAUCCAAGAACAAGUCGGCAUCUAGACUGGUCACAAGCUUCCAGGAAACUGGUUGUGUUCCAACAUUGUGCCUUCAAACUGACCGAAUUGACUUCCAGCGUUCCGAGCCCAUGUAUGGGAGGAGACUCAUUAAGCCUGUCAGUAAAUUACUGAUCAACAAUCGUAGCUCCAAACUCAUGUACCACUGCUAUACACAUAGCUACUACAAGAUAUUUGGCUGCCAGUUUGGCUUGACUUUCAUUGACCCCAGCAGUGACCUUUCACCUCCCAUUCUUCCCAUCAUGCCCUCUUGGAGUGCAGCCCUUUAUCACAAGGAAUUGGUACUUCCCAUGUACUGGAAAGAGAAAAGCCUUGCUCAUUCAGAGCUGAUGCUGGAGCUUCCCAGUUUUUCCUGCAAUGCCACCAAAGCCCAGUGUUUGUUGAUGCUACAUAUCUGCAACAGCUGGACCAGCAAGCAGCCAGAGAUAGAGGCGGCUAGACUCUCUGGAACUAGCCUAGUGGAGGACGUCUUUAAGCCUUCUGGUACGUAUAAGGAUGACCGGGCUGUGUCUGAUAAAUAA